Molecule: messenger RNA, 357 nt
Organism: Pyricularia grisea
Lineage: Eukaryota; Fungi; Ascomycota; Sordariomycetes; Magnaporthales; Pyriculariaceae
Exons: 1
Coding region: 1-357 (118 amino acids)
Source: RefSeq, a predicted model, not a curated record
AUGCCAGUCUGGGAGAUACCCAGCCUGCGGCACAGCGUCUACAUCAUCGCGGUAGCUCUCCGCAAAAAGCCACUUAAUCAUGCCCUGGUUGAUGCUGCCGAAGGGUUCCACGACCUCGCAAACGCCGCGCGUAGCGGCAGGGUCUUACAGGAUUAUGGUGCAACCGGCGUCACGUCCCAUGACGGCCUCGAGGCUCUUCAACUGCCACAGCGAGUCCUUCUUCAACCAUGUCUCGAAACUGGAGUCGAGGGCUGGCACGAAAGGCACCGGCUUCUUGCCACGCGCCUGUCACUGUGCCAGGUGCUAGUGCACGCAGUUCCUCACCGCCUGACAUCUAUCUUUGCACAGCGAGAGUGA